AUGUCGAGCGCGGACAGAAUUGACUUUGAAAUGGAGGUAGAAGUGGAGAGUGCCUCCUCGGGACCGGCUGUAGAUCCUCCUAACCCCACAUCUCCAGCUCCACCGACGAUCGGGAGCAAGAGCGUAGUGACCACGGCUACAACUGGCUCUGUCACUGUAUCUCUUCACCCUUUGGUUAUUAUGAACGUUUCUGAACAUUGGACACGACUACGGGCGCAAGAAGGAUCUCCACAGACAGUUAUUGGAGCUGUAAUUGGCAAGCAGAAGGGGCGCAACAUAGAAGUGAUGAACUCAUUUGAAUUAGUCUUUAGUGUUAUUGAUGGAGACAUUAUCAUAGAUAGGGAUUAUUACAAUUUGAAAGAAGAACAAUUCAAACAAGUAUUCUCAGACAUGGAUUUUCUGGGUUGGUAUACAACAGGUGACACUCCCACAGAGCGGGAAAUUGCUGUACACAGACAGAUCUGUGACAUCAAUGAGUGUCCCGUCAUGCUCAUGCUGAAUCCCGCUGGAAGAAACGGAGAUCAACUACCAGUAGUUUUGUAUGAAUCUGUGAUAGAUGUAGUAAAUGGCCGUGCCACAAUGUUACUUGCACCUCUUACUUACACAUUGGCUGCUGAAGAGGCUGAGAGGAUUGGGGUGGACCAUGUCGCUAGGGUUUCUUCAGGAGAGGCAGCUCUCAAUAGUUUAGUGGCUGAGCAUCUAACAGCGCAGCGAUCGGCAAUCAAAAUGUUAGUAUCUCGGGUGCGAGCCGUGUUAGCGACGGUACGCGCCAUUCGAGAUGGCACACUCCCCCCGCGUCCUGCGCUUUUGAGGGAAGCGCGUGCGCUCUCAAACAGGUUACCGUUGCUCACUUCACAGCAGUUCCGAACACAUUUCUAUAACCAAUGCAACGACGUAGCGCUAAUGACCUAUCUGGGAACGAUCACGAAGGGUUGCAACGCCAUCAAUCAGCUCGUAAAUCGGUUCAAUGUGUUGUACGACAGACAGGGCAUGGGACGACGUAUGCGCGGCCUCUUCUUUUAGGGCGGACAUUAAUACAACAGAGCAUAGGGCGAGUGGAAGAUAUGUGAGUCACUUCUCUUUGUCCACACUCUUCAAAACAUUUGGUAAAUAUGAAGUGUGCUAUAUUAGACUCAGUGUUUAAAAUAUAGACUUUACAAAAUCUGUUGUCUAUUGUUUACUGGUAUUUUGGAGACGCCAUCGCUUAAUGUAAUGCAGAAUCUCAAAUUUAUCUAUGCUAUGAUGUAGUGUUGUUAUUACCAGAAAGUCAGUGAGUUCACUUGAUGUUUUUAACAUGAUUCUGUAAUGUGAUAAUAAAAGGAACUAAAUAUACGGUUUUGUAGCGUAUAUUUUGACCAAAUGCUUGUUACAUAUCACUGAAGUUCUUUUUAAUGUCGAAGUUGGUCAUCUAAUUAUAUACGCUAGUAUAUGGUAACACUUACCUACUUGUUAUGUCAUAUAAUGUCUUACAAGUAUGUUUGUCAAUUUGUAGCUAUAUAUUUUUUUUCCAUAUGUCAUUGUAUGGGACACUACAGAUAUCAAAGAUGAGUUGAUGGCUCUUUAACAGUAAACAUACUUUAAUUAAUAAGACAAUUAACUUUCCAAUUGUAUUUAACAACUUAACUGAGAUUUAAUAUUUUCCAUUCAUUCUAUCCUCGAAGCAAUGUUUUUUCCGGUUUUUGUGUCAGCAUUAUCAGACAUGUU
Molecule: messenger RNA, 1704 nt
Organism: Hyposmocoma kahamanoa
Lineage: Eukaryota; Metazoa; Arthropoda; Insecta; Lepidoptera; Cosmopterigidae
Gene: CSN6
Product: COP9 signalosome complex subunit 6
Exons: 6
Coding region: 1-1023 (340 amino acids)
Biological process (GO): protein deneddylation
Cellular component (GO): COP9 signalosome
Molecular function (GO): protein binding; metallopeptidase activity
Source: RefSeq, a predicted model, not a curated record